GCGAUCAGGGUAGAAGUCGAUGUGAUUCCUCUAAUAAAAAAGCUAAUAUUCGUUUCGUCAUGAACCAAAAUGGGGAAUAAGUUAGUAACAUUUACAGAUCAACAAUUAGAAAAUUAUCAGGAUUGCACAUUUUUCACAAGAAAAGAAAUUUUAAGAGUUUUUAAAAGAUUUCGAGAGGUUCGUCCAGACAUAGUACCAAAACAAAUGAAGGAAAAUGAAGCUGUUCACAUCAGGAUACCUCUCGAAGAUAGUAUAGAAAAAUUGCCAGAGCUAAACGAAAAUCCAUUUAAAAUAAGAAUAUGUGAGGUAUUUUCUCGUGAUGGAAAAGGCAAUUUGUCAUUUGAGGACUUCUUAGAUUUACUUUCCGUUUUCAGUGAGCAAGCUCCUAGAGAUAUAAAGGUGUUUUAUGCUUUUCGCAUUUUCGAUUUUGAUUGUGACCAACAUAUCGGGCCAGAAGAUUUAGAUCAGGCUUUGCUAUUAUUAACGAGGCACACUCAAGAGUUAAUGCCUGAAGAUAGGCAACAAAUUGUUGAAAAAGUAAUUGAAGAAGCCGAUGUUGAUGGUGACGGCAAACUUUCUUACAUGGAAUUUGAACAUGUGAUAACUAGAGCCCCUGAUUUUCUUUCUACUUUUCAUAUACGCAUAUAAAAUGACAGAUAACUAAUGUAUCUAUUUAUAAUAUUUUUAUUAGUAACAUAAAAGAAAACAGUUUUUUUUCUAUAAAGAAAUAUUCUAAUAUAUGCUUAUUUUAGAAUUGUCUAUGUUCUUUCAUUCAGAAUAAUUUUUUGUGUUAAUUCAUAGAAUGUAUAUUU
Molecule: messenger RNA, 812 nt
Organism: Anoplophora glabripennis (Asian longhorned beetle)
Lineage: Eukaryota; Metazoa; Arthropoda; Insecta; Coleoptera; Cerambycidae
Gene: Cib2
Product: calcium and integrin-binding family member 2
Exons: 5
Coding region: 70-648 (192 amino acids)
Molecular function (GO): calcium ion binding
Source: RefSeq, a predicted model, not a curated record